AGCAUCAGUUUGGGAGGAAGAUGGCGAGCAGGAAGACCAAGAAGAAGGAAGGAGGUGCAAAACGCGCUCAAAGGGCCUCUUCCAACGUGUUCUCCAUGUUCGAGCAGACUCAGAUCCAGGAAUUUAAAGAGGCUUUCACACUUAUUGAUCAAAACAGAGACGGUUUCAUUGACAAGGAGGACCUUAAAGACACAUAUGCAUCUCUUGGUAAACUGAAUGUCAAAGACAACGAACUGGAAGACAUGCUUAAGGAAGCCACUGGUCCAAUCAAUUUCACAAUGUUUCUUAAUCUGUUUGGAGAAAAACUGCAUGGUACUGACCCUGAAGACACCAUACUUAAUGCUUUUAAGAUGUUUGAUCCUGAAGCCAAGGGAUACAUACACACAGCUGAAUUACGACAUAUGCUCACGACCCAAGCAGACAAGUUCAGUGCAGAGGAGGUGCUUCAGAUGUUCCAGUCCUCCAACAUCGACACAGCGGGAAACCUGGAUUACAAAUCACUCUGUUACAUCAUUACACACGGAGAGCAGCAGGAGGAGUGA
Molecule: messenger RNA, 542 nt
Organism: Ictalurus furcatus (blue catfish)
Lineage: Eukaryota; Metazoa; Chordata; Actinopteri; Siluriformes; Ictaluridae
Product: myosin light chain 5
Exons: 7
Coding region: 21-542 (173 amino acids)
Cellular component (GO): cytoplasm
Molecular function (GO): calcium ion binding
Source: RefSeq, a predicted model, not a curated record